Messenger RNA from Penicillium alfredii, 1578 nucleotides. RefSeq names its product lanthionine synthetase C family protein. Gene Ontology annotation, cellular component: plasma membrane. NCBI's taxonomy places the organism in Eukaryota, Fungi, Ascomycota, Eurotiomycetes, Eurotiales, Aspergillaceae. The coding region runs from base 1 to 1578 and encodes 525 amino acids. The transcript is spliced from 4 exons. The record is from RefSeq and is a predicted model, not a curated record. Gene Ontology annotation, biological process: carbohydrate metabolic process; peptide modification.
AUGGCGGAAUCCCGUCCUCAGUACUAUGAAAACCCCCUGACCCCGCUGGUAGUCAACCCUGCCACUCUUGGGGAGUCUCUGCAUGAGCUACGGACUGCUAUCCGCAAUGGAGCUAAAUCGAUACACGCCAACGCCCCUAUGCCCGAUACCUGGGGACUCAAUGGCAUGUUCAAAGGUUUCCCAGGGAUUGCCUUGGCUUUGUUGCGCCUCGACUACCAAUCCCCGGUGUUGAUCGAAGAGGUUGAAGGUCCCCCAGACUAUCGUCAAUUUGCCCUUCAGCGGAUUCCAUCAAGCCUACCAGAGGCGCCUUUGCUGCCAUCUCGGCUGUCUCCCAUUGGCUCUUCCUCGCCUUUGACUGCUGUCCUUUUGCGCUUUCUGGCUACCAUGGCAAAAGCCAACUGGAAAGACGGUACCAGCCCCGGUAUCGCUAGUGAAGAUAUUGAUAUCAUGCAGGAGGCUAUGAAGCUGGCAUUGGCAAACGGGCCCCUUGUCGCCCAUGAUGGCCGAAGAAUGGGAGGGGACGAUAUGCUUUUUGGUCGACCGGGGCUGCUCUGGAUGCUCUUGAACAUUCGUGCCUAUCGGUUCAAUGAGGAAACCCAAAAGGCCCUCUUGCCUAUUAUGCAGUCCAUUCCUCAGCUGCUUGAUAUGAUCAUCGAUGCUGGACGACAAGGCUCCAAGGAUUAUACCGAGAAACAUGGAGAGCAAGAAGCGCAUCCCCUGAUGUAUGCAUGGAUGGAAGGCUAUUAUUUCUUUGGGGCUGUUCAUGGAAUAACCGGAAUUUUGUCCAUUCUACUCUCAUGCACACAAGAAGAGCUCGCCCCUUACCUACCUGUGAUUGGAGAGACUGUCACCGCACUCUGCAAGCUCUCCAUCGAGAACAAUGGCCAUCUCCCAAUGGCACUGCCUCCGUUUAGUUACGGGCAAGCUUCGGAGUUUGUUCAGCUUUGCCAUGGUAGCCCAGGUUUAUUGAUCCUCUUGGCAGCUGCCUUGAAGAAUGGACCAUUGACCCAAGAAUACUGGUGUCCCGAGUGGGAUCAGGCGAUCUACUUGGCUACUGGGCGAAUCUGGGAAGAAGGCCUCCUUUCCAAGGGAGGCAGCCUGUGUCAUGGCAUUGCCGGCAACGGAUGGCCGUGGCUCUUGUUGCAUGACAGUUUCGAGUACCACUCAAAGGACAUCGAUCGUGCCCGGCAAAACUACCUACAGCGCAACCAGGUGGCAGCGAUACCGGAUACAGACCUCAGCCAGAAACUCACACCGGAUUUCUUCCUGUCGAGGGCGCUGGCCUUCAUGCUGCAUGCGCGUGAGACUCGGCCAUACAACACCUCACCUUCCUCCGGCGGGAGAGACUAUCGGAUGCCCGACGAUCCUUAUUCGAUGUUCGAGGGUUUAGCCGGCAAUGUGUGUGCAUGGGCUGAUACGUGCGCGACGCUCCAGGCGAGACUGCGCCAACAUGAAUUAAGUGAACAGGGACUGUUGUCGGUUUCCACCUUGGAGACUGAUGCAGUUUUCCAAGAUGCCAUGCGCAGCCAGCUAGGCUUCCCUGUUAUCGGAGGAAAUGGAGCGAGAGGCGUUUUCUAG